Messenger RNA from Penicillium pulvis, 1455 nucleotides. RefSeq names its product cytochrome P450. Lineage: Eukaryota; Fungi; Ascomycota; Eurotiomycetes; Eurotiales; Aspergillaceae. The coding region runs from base 1 to 1455 and encodes 484 amino acids. The record is from RefSeq and is a predicted model, not a curated record. Gene Ontology annotation, molecular function: monooxygenase activity; iron ion binding; heme binding. The transcript is spliced from 4 exons.
AUGCUUUCCGUUAGCGAUAUUCCAGCCCUUCUGGGGCUCAUUCUGGGGCUAUUCAGUCUACAUUUUCUGUACCAACGAAUCACCAACCCACUUGCUCACGUACCAGGUCCCGAAAUCUCCAAAUGGACAGACCUCGUAUACAAAUACUACUGGUUCAGCGGAAAGAUCCCAUACUAUGUUCAUAGUCUGCAUGAGAAAUAUGGCCCCAUUGUCCGCACAAGUACGACUCAGGUCGACAUUUGCGACAUAGAAGUAGCACGAGAGAUCCACAAGACCAACAGCCGCUACAUGAAAUCCAACUUCUACAAUGUACUGGUAGCCAAGAACUUCCAAAAUUUGUUCAGUACAACGGACCCGAAGUUUCACUCCAAUCGACGACGUCUCUUGGCUACACCCAUAUCCGACUCCUCGCUCAGCAAGCACGAGCCUCUCAUCUCGAAAAGAGUCAAUCUCGCCAUCGAAAAAAUAGCACAAGAGAUGGACAGUCGCGGCGUUGCCGACGUAUUCAAAUGGUGGCUAUUCAUGGCAACAGAUGUGAUUGGAGAAUUGACAUUUGGAGAGUCAUUCCAAAUGCUCGAGAGUGGAGAGAAAAACCAAUACAGCAAGGACUUGGAAAGUCUGUCAAGUCUCCAACCGAUCCGAACCACAUUCCCAAACAUGGUAGACCUUGCCCGACGUCUCCCACUACCAAUUUUCAAUCGGGCCGGCGCAGUCGCAAAUAGAAUGUCCCAGUAUGCACUUCAAUCACUAGAAAGGUACACAACGCACCUCGAGAGUGGCCCCAGCACCGCGAAACAAACACUUUUCACAAAGAUCUUCGAUGAGAAAAACGGUCUUUCGCUACGAGAAAUCCUAUACGAAGCGCAGGGAUAUAUCGUUGCUGGAAGUGAUACCACAGCUGUGACGCUCACGUAUCUCGUUUACUCUGUCUGCAGCGAUGCACGAGUACGGGAAAAAUUGGCAAUCGAAAUCGCAUCUCUCCCUGAGCCAAUCUCAGAUAAGGAUCUUCGGAAUUUGCCCUAUCUGAACCAGGUUAUUAGCGAGACGCUUCGUUUGUAUACUGCUGUUCCUUUCGGAUUACCGCGAUCUGUCCCUGUGGGAGGUGUUACCCUGAAGGGGAUGUAUAUUGCUGGUGGAACCACGGUUUCAACACAAUCGUACAGUCUUCAUCGGGAUCCCGGGAUCUUCGCUGAUCCUGAUAGGUUUUAUCCUGAGCGGUGGGAGGAUCCGAGUAAGGAUAUGAAAGACGCUUCGAUACCGUUUGGAGGUGGAUCGCGCAUUUGUAUUGGGAUUCAUCUAGCUCGCAUUGAGCUUCGAUUGGCAACCGCCUUGUUUUUCCGUCGCUUUCCUCGGGCUAAGGUCUCUUCCAGUGAGGGAAUGUCUAGUGAUGAUAUGGUUAUGAAGGCGUUCUUUCUGAUGGCUCCUCAAGGACAUCGAUGUCUGGUAGAGGCUUAA